Molecule: messenger RNA, 1812 nt
Organism: Eucalyptus grandis
Lineage: Eukaryota; Viridiplantae; Streptophyta; Magnoliopsida; Myrtales; Myrtaceae
Product: tubby-like protein 8
Exons: 9
Coding region: 376-1614 (412 amino acids)
Source: RefSeq, a predicted model, not a curated record
CUUCAUACACGGAGUGACUGGGUGCAGUAAAGUCUUCACCUUUCUCUUUCUCGAAGCGCCUGCUUUGCAAAGUUUCAAAAAAUGGCUGCUUGUUAGCUGCUGCUCCUGGGUAGAUUUCUGAAGACCAAUCCAAGAAUCUCCUCAUUUCCAACGCCCCCCCAAGACAUCACCACAAAACCCAAACCCCAUCAGAGGACAUCGCUCGUGACUGUCACAUCUUUCUUUCCCCAAAACAAGGUCAACAAUCAGAGCAUUGAUCGUCACCCCACAGACACAGUCACCGACACCCUUGUGUACUCUGUUUGGCCUUCCAACCACGCUCGCCACACACGGGCGCGGGUACUCUGUUUCUGUCGUUCUCAUUCUUGCAAGAGGAUGACUCCCACCAAGAAGACCAUCCCACGCCAAUUCUCGUACAACACGCUCUACGUGAACCCCCUGACCGACGCCAGGCACGUCCGCAGCUGCAGCGAAGGGAUCGCCCUCGAGGGCCACUCGAACCACAGCCCCGUCAAGCUCGGCGACCACCGCAAGGAGAAUGCCCAUCCCAACCAAGAACCGGACGCGGCGGACGGUGACGAUAAAGAGAACGCCGCUCCGAAAUCUUGGUCUGCGGCCAUUUCCAAGCACUCCUCGAAUCUGAAGUCUCUGUCCACCGGGAAAGCUUUGAACUUGAAGCCGUCUUCUCUCCAGUUCUGCAUGCAAAUGCAAGACAAAGAUCCGAAUUUGGGGUCCAAAUUACGGGACCCAAUUGGGUCGGAGAACUCGCAUUCUGUGAAUAUCUGGGAUUACUCUGAUUCGGAGUCGGCUCCAGCUUCGUCUUGGUCUACAUUGCCAAAUAGGACUUUGUUGUGCAGACCAUUGCCUGUGGACAUUGGGAGGUGCACCUGUGUUAUUGUGAGGGAAAAGUCUAUAGAUGGAGUUAGUGGUGGCACUCUGUAUUCUCUAUACACCAACGAAGGUAAGGGACGACAAGAUCGAAAACUAGCUGUUGCCUUCUGCAAGCGACGCAAUGGAAAAUCCAUCUUCACCAUAGCUCAGUCUGUAAAAGGAUUAUUAUCCAAUGGUGAUGAUAGUUACAUCGGUGCUGUAACAGCCAAUGUCAUGGGUUCAAAGUACCAUAUAUGGGAUCAGGGGGUCUCUUUGGACUCUGUAGCUAGAGGAACUAAAGCUCUUUUAGCAGUUGUAACAUUUGUACCUACCAUAGCCACUUGGACAGGAAGCCACAGGAUCAUGAGAGCGUACAUACCAAAGCAUCAAUCAAUGCAGCUGAAGAACACAACUCAAGUUCCACACAUCAGUGGACUCCCAAAGGACUGGGAGGAAAGAAGAGAUAGAGUCCAUCAGCUAGUCUCAAGGGUUCCACACUACAAUAAGAUUUCUCAGCAAUACGAGUUAGAUUUCAGAGACAGGGGAAGAGCUGGACUUAAAAUACAGCGAUCGGUCAAGAAUUUCCAGCUUAAUUUGGAGGAGAAUGGUAAGCAGACAAUCCUGCAGCUCGGACGGGUGGGAAAAUCUAAAUAUGUCAUGGACUACAGGUACCCUUUGACAGGUUAUCAGGCAUUCUGCAUUUGUUUGGCCUCCAUAAAUACAAAGCUAUGCUGCACAGUGUGAUGACACUGUGCUUGCCCUCCUGAAUUUGUAAUUCAAUCUCUGAGUACAGAUGUCAGAAGUCGUAUCUUCAUCUUUUGGGCGCUAUCCCACUACUUCAUGCAGAAGUAGUAUGGCACCAUUUUUUGUAGAGGCAAACAUUUCGAGACAACAAUUAUGGGCCGUUUUAGAUGCAAAACGCAUGCAUCUCGUCAUCCCAAA